Messenger RNA from Symphalangus syndactylus (siamang), 369 nucleotides. RefSeq names its product cytochrome b-c1 complex subunit 8-like. The record is from RefSeq and is a predicted model, not a curated record. Gene Ontology annotation, biological process: mitochondrial electron transport, ubiquinol to cytochrome c. Gene Ontology annotation, cellular component: respiratory chain complex III. Lineage: Eukaryota; Metazoa; Chordata; Mammalia; Primates; Hylobatidae.
AUGGGCUGCAAGUUUGGGAAUUGGACGCAGAUGCGACAUGUGAUCUCCUACAGCUUGUCACCUUUUGAGCAGCGCGCCUUCCCGCACUACUUCCGUAAAGGAAUCCCCAACGUGCUGCGCCACACUCAGGAGUCCUUCCUUCGCGUAAUGCCGCCGUUUGUAGUGUUUUAUCUUAUCUAUACAUGGGGGACUCAAGAGUUCGAGAGAUCCAAGGGGAAGAAUCCAGCUGCCCAUGAAAAUGACAAAUGAGCAACACAUCCGGAUGAUGGUUCCCUGUCCCUGGAAGACCUUUCUCUGGAAGAGGAGUCUGCAUUACAGUGUCUUAACGACACAAUAAACUUCCUAUGGUCUGCAAAAGAAAAAGAAAAA